AGAAAAUAUAAUUCCUCGUACAAAAUAUUUCAACUUUUCAUUGAUUUACAUACACAUCUGAAAAAUGGUUAGAAAGAAAGUUGAUAACCGUAUUCGUGUGAUGAUUGAGAAUGGGAUUGCUGAGAAACAUCGAAGCCUCUUUGUGAUUGUGGGAGACCACGGCAGAGAUCAGACUGUGAUUCUGCACCACAUGCUAUCAAAGGCAGUCGUUAAAGCACGGCCUUCAGUAUUAUGGUGUUACAAGAAGGAGUUGGGUUUCAGCAGUCAUAGAAAGAAACGUAUGAGGCAGCUACAGAAGAAAGUAAAGAGUGGAAAGCUUGACAUUAAGGAUGACGACCCAUUUGAGUUAUUUGUAGCUGCGACUAACAUUCGAUAUUGCUAUUACAAUGAAACACACAAGAUCCUUGGAAAUACAUAUGGCAUGUGCGUUUUGCAGGACUUUGAGGCUCUUACGCCCAACCUGUUGGCCCGAACGGUGGAAACAGUGGAAGGAGGCGGGAUAAUUGUGAUCCUCGUCAGAUCUGUCAACUCCCUCAAGCAGCUGUAUACCAUGUCUAUGGAUGUUCAUGCAAGAUACAGAACAGAGUCUCAUCAAGAUGUUGUCUGCAGAUUUAACGAAAGAUUCAUGCUGUCUCUCGCCUCUUGUAAAAGAUGUCUUGUGAUAGAUGAUCAACUGAACGUCCUUCCCAUAUCAUCUCAUGUCGCAAAUAUAACUCCAGUUACUCCCAAAUCUAAGGAGGAUGCUCUUAGCCCAACAGAACAGGAAUUGAAAGAGUUGAAGGAUUCGUUGCAGGACACUCAACCGGUUGGCUGUUUGAUUAACUGCUGUAAGACACUUGACCAGGCUAAAGCACUUUUGAAGUUUGUUGAAGCAAUAUCAGAGAAAACAUUGAGAGCAACUGUUACCAUGACAGCAGCAAGAGGGCGUGGUAAAUCUGCAGCAUUGGGCCUCGCUAUGGCAACAGCUGUUGCAUUUGGGUACUCCAACAUAUUUGUGACAUCACCAAAUCCAGAGAAUCUGAAAACUCUGUUUGAAUUUGUAUUCAAAGGCUUUGAUGCUCUAGAGUAUCAAGAGCAUCUUGAUUAUGAACUUGUUCAGUCAACCAAUCCUGACUUCAACAAAGCCAUCGUGCGUGUCAACAUUUUCAGAGAACAUAGACAGACAAUCCAGUACAUUCACCCCACAGAUGCCCAUAAGCUAGGCCAAGCUGAACUCGUAUGUAUUGAUGAAGCUGCCGCAAUACCAUUGCCACUAGUGAAGCAGUUACUGGGCCCAUAUCUUGUUUUCAUGUCUUCGACAAUAAAUGGGUAUGAGGGCACAGGAAGAUCACUGUCCUUAAAGCUCAUAAGUCAAUUAAGAAAACAGAGCGCCACCUAUGGGGCAACUAGUAAUGCAAAUAAAUCAAUAGAGGGCGCCACUAAAUCUGCAUCAGGUCGAAUAUUACACGAGACCACACUGAAUGAAUCGAUACGUUACCAAAAUGGCGACCAUGUUGAAAAAUGGCUGAAUGAAAUUUUGUGCCUGGAUGCCGGGAAUGUAGCGCGAAUAACAUCAGGGUGCCCUUUGCCCGAGAAAUGUGAUCUGUAUUAUGUCAACAGGGACACUUUAUUCAGUUACCAUAAAGCGUCAGAGGCUUUCCUACAGAGGCUCAUGGGGCUUUAUGUGGCAUCGCAUUACAAGAAUACUCCAAAUGACCUUCAGAUGCUAUCGGAUGCCCCUGCUCAUCAUAUAUUCUGUCUGCUAGGCCCCAUCGACCCUAACAGUGUAUCAGGGCUGCCAGAGGUGCUAUGUGUUUUACAGGUUUGUUUAGAAGGUGAAAUCUCAAAAUCAACCAUAAUGAACAGUUUGUCUCGAGGGAAGAGGGCUGAUGGCGACCUUAUACCAUGGACUAUUUCUCAACAGUUCCAAGAUCAUGAUUUCCCCAGUCUAUCAGGAGGGAGGGUGGUUAGAAUAGCCACCCAUCCAGACUAUCAGGGGAUGGGUUAUGGCAGUCGAGCGUUAGAAAUCCUGCAGCAAUAUUACGAAGGAAAAAUCCCAAAUCUUGGUGAGGACUCGGAAACCAUCGAGGAAGCCGCAAUAGUCGAUAAAGAAACUGUCAAUCUACUGGAAGAACGAAUAACACCACGGAAGAAUUUACCCCCUCUAUUGUUGAAAUUGAGCGAAAGGCCGCCAGAAGUGCUCGAUUACCUUGGAGUGUCGUACGGAAUGACAUCAGAGCUUUUACGAUUUUGGAAAAAGUCUGGGUUCACUCCUGUGUAUCUGCGACAGACUCCGAAUGAGUUGACAGGGGAACACUCUUGUAUCAUGUUGAAAUUGCUUAACAAAGGAGGUGAUGAUGAGACCAGCAAACUCAACACAGAGAGCUGGCUUUAUGAAUUCUGGACAGAUUUUAGACGACGGUUUCUCUCUCUUCUAUCCUUUGAAUUCAAGAACUUCAAACCGGCUUUGCCUCUUAGUAUUCUACAACAGAAGAACUUCACCCAAGAUGUGAAAGGGCUUACAAAUGAUGAGAUAGAUACACAGUUUACAAAGUAUGACAUCAAAAGACUUGAGCUCUACUCACAGAAUAUGGUAGACUAUCACCUCAUCAUGGACCUCCUGCCAGCCAUCAGCCGACUCUUCUUCCUUUACAAAUUGGACCUCCACCUCAGUGCAGCACAGUCCGCCCUCCUGUUAGGGCUAGGCCUACAACAUAAAAGUGUUGACAAACUAGAGAAAGAGCUUGAUCUCCCAGCAAGCCAGCUGCUUGGUCUUUUUAACAGAACUAUAAGGAAAGUUGUUCAGAACCUAAAGGGCAUGCAGGAGAAAGCGAUCGAACAGGAACUAGUAGAAGGAAAAGAGAUCACCAUGGAGCCAGUCAAACAAACUAUGGAGGAAGAGUUGACUGAAGCUGCAAAUGAAGUCCUUGAUAAACAGAAGAAAGAUUUAGCAGUAUUGGGAGACAUGGACCUUAGUCAGUAUGCCAUAAAGGGAUCAGAGCAUGAGUGGGACGAUGCUUUGGCAGGUGGCAGUGUGAAAGGAACAGUUAGCAUGAAAAGUGAGAAGAGAAAGGCGGAUGAAAACAAGACUCCAGGUCACUCCUCUCACAAGAAGUCGAAAAAACAGAAGACACCAAAGUCAGGGAAGAAAGGAAAACAUUGAGACAUUCAGAAGCUGAUUACACUUUGAACAAUAUAAUUUUGAAACAUUUUAUCAGGAUCCCUUGGAGUGGAAGUGUCUCUAUUUUCUCAUGCAUCAUUAAUAUCAAGAUUAUUUACGUUAAAGGACGUUUUGAAAAAUAUUAGUGUAUCUGAUGUUUAAAUCGGUAUAUGUGGAGAUCAGUAUCCUGUUAUCAACAUAAA
Molecule: messenger RNA, 3342 nt
Organism: Owenia fusiformis
Lineage: Eukaryota; Metazoa; Annelida; Polychaeta; Sabellida; Oweniidae
Source: the annotation of a GenBank genome assembly